GCGGAAGUGGCCCCGACGGCCUCGAUGUCGGCUCCCUUGGCAACGGGCGCCGCUAGGGAGCUUUGAGGAGGAGGAAGGGAGGGUCUUCCAUCGCCGCAGCGCAGACGGCCAGGCCCGAAGGGAUGGCGGAGAAGUUCGACUCCCUGGAGGAGCACCUGGAGAAGUUCGUGGAGAACAUCCGGCAGCUGGGCAUCAUCGUCAGCGACUUCCAGCCCAGCAGCCAAGCGGGCCUCAACCAGAAGCUGAAUUUUAUGGUUACAGGCUUGCAAGAUGUUGACAAGUGCCGGCAGCAGCUUCAUGAUAUUAGUGUGCCUUUGGAAGUCUUCGAAUAUAUAGAUCAAGGGCGUAACCCCCAACUUUAUACUAAAGAGUGUUUGGAAAGGGCUCUUGCUAAAAAUGAACAGGUGAAGGGCAAAAUUGACACCAUGAAGAAAUUCAAAAGCCUAUUGAUUCAAGAGCUGACUAAAGUCUUCCCAGAGGACAUGGCCAAGUACAAAGCUAUUCGGGGUGAAGAUUCAUCUCCUUAAUUACAUUCUGCAUUGUACUGUGUUCUUCUCCAGACACCGCUGAUAGGUUAUUGUGGCAAUAUUUGACAUAACCAGAGGACUGAAAGUGCUGGAUCCACAGAAGCAUUGAUUAAAUGUUUUGUUUCUUGGAAAAGAUGCAAGCUGAUUCUCCCGUACAACAUCUGAAGUCAUUCAGGUUUCUAAGGACUUCAGUAAGAAGCCAACAACUGUGAAACAGUCUUUAAGGGGACUUCCGGCUCAUAUGUGAACUGAAGCCUACCAACAUUGCUUUUUUGUAAGAUCCCAUUUUGAAUUACUUAGCAUAUAUCUUUCUUAUAUAAAGUAAAGUGGGGUCAGGCAGCUAUAUGUCUGCUGUUGACGCUCUGCCACCUACCAAAUGGAGAAGCAGAAUAGUUGCUGUAAUCUCUCUUCCUGGGUAAUUAAUAGGUUUGUCCAUACUUUUUCAUUAUACCUUGGUCUGCAGGAAGAAUAGAAUGAUUCUAUGAUGUUAUAUGAAAGAAUAAACAAGAACAUUUGCAAUA
Molecule: messenger RNA, 1048 nt
Organism: Podarcis raffonei (Aeolian wall lizard)
Lineage: Eukaryota; Metazoa; Chordata; Lepidosauria; Squamata; Lacertidae
Gene: MED10
Product: mediator complex subunit 10
Exons: 4
Coding region: 123-527 (134 amino acids)
Biological process (GO): positive regulation of transcription by RNA polymerase II
Cellular component (GO): chromatin; mediator complex
Molecular function (GO): transcription coregulator activity
Source: RefSeq, a predicted model, not a curated record